GCAGCAAAAUGAAACGUCAAACUGGCGAAAGCGGAAGAAGUAGAGCAAAACGGAAAGUGCAAAAAUCAACACAAGUUUUGUGAGUCCGGAGGAAAUUUUUCGCGAAAAAACUCUCAAAAUCUAUCGUAACUUUAUUGAUUUUCGAUUGGAAACAUGGAGUGAAAAGGCUUUCUUCGAGCGACAAUUCCCUGGUGAAAAGUGUAAAUAUUCCGUGCAUCGUUCCGGUUCCUGCACCGCAGAGAACAAGUCGGCAUUCGGUUGUGGCUGUGCUGGUGAUUCAGUAGUGGAUCAUGAUCUUCCGCGUUGUGGAUGCGGCCAAAAUCAUCGGAACGCGGCAGAAUCUCGUACCGUAUCUGACGCUAUGCCAUCAGGUGAAUCACCGGAUCGGGAUCCUGGCCCUGCGGAAGCUUUCGGUUCUAAGUAAUUCUAGGAUUUCGAACAAAUUUGUUUUUAAUGUAAGGAAAGCGGACAAGAAGCAACCCAGUAUUCCGAGGUUAUCGUACGGUACCCAAUCGACAACGCCUCCCAAGGAGGACAAAAAAGAUGCAGCGGGCGCAGGGAAGGAGUCCCAGGAGAAGACCCUGGAGAUAAAUACCAAAAGUGGGAAGUUGCUGGUGACGACCACGACGACGGCAGAUGCCAAGCUCCAGGAGGUGAUCAUCGAAAAGCCAAUAAAUCUCAUGAAAAACGCCGCCGAUGCAACUGCCGCCAAAGAAGCCCUCCAGCAUUCGACCGCGGUUCCGGGAGAAGAUGACCCAAAACGGAAGCUGGAAGCCGCCGAGCAGAAAGAAAAGCUCGCGGAAAAGAAUCGACAGCUAGCGAAGAAGCGGAUCCAGGUGGACUUCUCCCGGUCAUCUCUGGAGCGGAAUUUCAUCACUCCGGUUCGAGCCAUGUCCGACUUUCUACUGAAGCCGUCCGACCUAGAAGGGCUGCCCAAAACCAAACGAAGAUCCCCGUAUGAACAGGAACCACCCAUCACGGUGUACUGGCGGAAGGAUGUGGAGGCCAAGGCCAUUGAGGUGUGGGGUUCCCGGGAAAAUCUUCUGAAGGAAUGCUUAAAGCGAGAAAUCGAAAAGAAGCGACAUCAGCAGAACAUUUUCACAGUGAAGCGAAGGUUGCGUGACUACCGGCGGGAGAUUGGAAGUCGCACCAAUGUGGUGGAUUCGGAGCCCGGGUUGUUCGGUAAAUCCGGAAAGGUGGUGCUGACAGCCAUUGCCAUUAAUGCUACCAAUUGUCUGUUCAAGUUCGGUGCCUGGCUCUACACCGGUUCGCACAGUAUGUUUGCGGAAACGAUCCACUCGCUGGCGGACACCAUCAACCAGCUCAUUCUGGCCUAUGGCAUCCACAAGAGUACGCAGAGUGCCGAUUCGGACCACCCGUAUGGUUAUGCCAAUAUGAAGUACGUUUCGUCAUUGAUUUCCGGUGUGGGAAUUUUCUGUGUCGGAACGGGUUUGUCCUUCUACCAUGGGAUCAUGGGUCUGGUGGAUCCCCAUCCGCUGGAUGAUUUGUACUGGGCGUUCUUCAUUCUCGGUGGCUCGCUAGUUUCCGAAGGUGCAACGCUGGUGGUGGCUAUCAAUAGUUGCCGGAGUGGUGCCAAGGCGCUGGGGAUGACUUUCAAAGAUUAUGUCGUACGCGGACAGGACCCCUGCGUGAACGUGGUCCUCACGGAGGAUGCCGCGGCAGUGCUCAGUGUGGCUUUGGCUGCCACCUGUAUGGGCUUGUCCUCAUACUCCGGUUCGCCCAUUCCGGAUGCCGUGGGUUCGCUACUAGUCGGUUGCAUGCUCGGCGGAGUAGCUUCCUUCAUUAUCUAUACCAAUGUGGCCGCUCUGGUGGGACGAUCCAUUCGGCAGGAGAAUCUCGACCGGAUAAACGCCGAACUGGAGAGCGACAUCAUGAUCCGGGCGAUCCACGACGUCAAGGGUAUCGACAUGGGCAACUCGUUGGUUAGGUAUAAGGCUGAAAUGGACUUCGAUGGUCGAGAGCUAACACGUGUGUAUCUAGACAAGCAGGAUCUGAACAUCUUGCUGGAGGAAGUCAAAACGUUCCAAACCAUUGACGAGCUGGAAGCGUUCCUUCUGAAACAUGGCGAGAACAUUGUGGAUUUGAUGGGAGGCGAAAUCGAUAGGAUUGAAAUGAAACUAAGGAAAAAGUUCCCCGAAAUACGGCACUGUGAUCUGGAGAUCUUGUAAGUCUGUUACGCUUCCUUUUUGUUACCGGCUCCUGUCCCUGUCUUGUAUCGGUUUAAAGUGAGUAUUUCAAGCAAGCAACUCGAACGAACGAAAGAUUGGCAAGUCUGAGUUUAUUUUACCUCGAUAGAUAUAUUUUUACGUAUUAAAGGAGAAGCUAUGAAAUAAAACAGUAAUUCCAAAUUCGAAUCAAAAUGUAAUGUAAAUCAGCACUCAUUAGCCUAGAGGUGAUAACACUGUGGCACCGACACAAGUGUAGAAGAAUAAUAAAUUAUUGUGCUUACUAGUACUUAACUGACAACUCACAAAAACACUCCGACGGAGCUUAACCGAUGCCGAUCCAUGUAAAAGGUUCCAAGUUGGGCAAAUUGUGAUGAAGACAAUGAUGUAGACAGUGUGCAGCACCACGGCGGACCGAUUUCCGUUACUGAAUGUUCAAACUUGUUCCCUA
This is a messenger RNA of Aedes albopictus (Asian tiger mosquito), 2637 nucleotides long. Its product is annotated as proton-coupled zinc antiporter SLC30A9, mitochondrial. Gene Ontology annotation, biological process: transmembrane transport; zinc ion transport; intracellular zinc ion homeostasis. Bases 291 to 2189 code for a protein of 632 amino acids. The record is from RefSeq and is a predicted model, not a curated record. The transcript has 7 exons. NCBI's taxonomy places the organism in Eukaryota, Metazoa, Arthropoda, Insecta, Diptera, Culicidae. Gene Ontology annotation, cellular component: endoplasmic reticulum; membrane. Gene Ontology annotation, molecular function: monoatomic cation transmembrane transporter activity.